GCAACUUCAUAGUAAAAAAUAAAUGUAUGAAACGAGACCAAAUUUUAAUGGUGACUAUAUUUGUCUCGCUCACUUUCUUAGUGUUCCUCACUCUCACCCACAAUGUCAUUCGAAUCAUUGUCUAUGCGCUCUGUGUCAAUCAAAUAUUACCGGCGGUAUCAUAUUUUUUAGGUGAAAAAGUGUUCAUUUACCAAGUGUAUUACUACAAAUAGGUGUUUCAAAGUGUUUAUUCGGAUUUAGCGUUAUUCAGAACAUUUUAUUUAUAAGAAUGGCUUAUAGAAAAUGUGUAAUAUGUGGUUUGAGAUCGGAACGUAAAGAUGGCAUAAAACGUUAUUUUAUAGCUAGAUUUCCUCUAGAUGAACGUCGGUGUAAAGAAUGGGUAAAAAUGGCAGGAAAUGAGGAUCUAGCUUAUUUGCCCAUUGAAAAACUUAAUCAGUUAAAAUUCGUUUGUGGAAAGCAUUUUAAAAAUAGCGAUUUUAAGAAAAAAGGAACACAGCUGAAGAAAACGGCUGUACCAUCAAUAAGGCUUACUUCUAAGCCACUUCCAGACUCCAUUCUGGCAGAAUUUCCCUGUCACCUUUUCAAAGAACAAGUCUCACGAGAAGAUGAGCCAUCAACUUCUUCUAUUCCUCAACCUCACGUUCCACCCAUUUUAGAACAACCGUUACAUUCUUUUACUCAACACGAAGAAAUUGCUACGAUUGAAGAAGCCUAUCAUAUUUUUAACGAAGAUGAUGUUCCGCCAGUGCAAUACACCGUGAAUAUUACUACAAGUGAACAAUGCACUAUUAAGAAAGAUGUUCCAUCAACAUCUUCAAUGGAUUUUUUACCAAUAAAAUCAACAGAACUUACAUUAGAUGGCAGCAAAAAAGCUGCGCAAAUAAAGAGUAGGCGACCAGAGAAAAUGUACGAUCAAAAUGUCUCUCCACGAAAAAAGAAACUAAUGAAAAAGGUUGAACAUUUAAAAUCGAAAAUGAGAAUAUUUAAAAAAAAGGCAAAAAUGUUCGAUAAUAUUGAAUCAAAAUUUCUUAAGACGAUGAUGUUUUCAGCAAUUAGAAAUCAAAAUCGUUCUGUUCUGGGCAAACGAUGGUCUGAAGAUGAAAAAGCUUUAGCCAUAGCAAUGUAUAAAAAAUCACCGAAAUUAUAUAGGUAUUUAAGACAUUUGUUACCCUUACCUAGUCCAAGGACUUUACAAAAUGUUCUUAGUAAGAUGCCAAUACAUCCUGGAUUCAACAAAGUAGUUAUUGAUCAUCUCAAAAGAAAGGCAAAUGAAUUAUCGGGUAAAAAUAAAACCUGCGUUAUUUUAUUCGAUGAGAUGUCUUUAAAAAAGAGGCUAAUCUUUAAUUCUGCUAAUGAUAAAGUUGAGGGCUAUGAAGAUUUAGGAGAACAUGGUCGAUCGGGAAAUUUAGCUGAUAAAGCUUUAGUUUUAUUAUUACAAGGUGUGCAUACAAAUUUUAAGCAGCCGCUUGCACACUAUUUUGUCAAAGGUACAAUAUCUUCAGAAAAAUUAGUAGCCAUUAUUAAAAAUGCAAUUAAAAUUGUUACCGAAAUCGGGUUUAAAGUAAUCGCGACUGUCUGUGAUCAAGGCCCAACGAAUGUUGGUGCUUUAAAUUUGCUCAAAAAGUUAUCUGGACAACCCGUUGAUAGUAACUCUUACUUGGUGCAUAAUGAGAGAGUUUAUAUAAUUUAUGAUGUACCUCAUUUAUUCAAAUCGAUCCGGAACAACUUUUUCGAAGGCGGUAUUUUGGUUUUUGAUGGAAUUAAAGCUAAGUGGUCACAUUUAGUUGAAAUUCAAGAAAAAAAUAGUAACACACUCCAUUUCAAAAAAAUUACACCGCUGCACGUAAAUCCUAAGUUUCGCGCUAAAAUGAAGGUAAAACUAGCCGCACAAAUACUAAGUAAUGAUGUAUCUGCUAUUUUGAAAUUAUUUGCUGAAACAUUUGAUGUUAAUGUAAAAGAUGUUGAUGGAACAUUAAAACGUGAGUCAAUUUUGCAAACCGCCAAUGUCAUUCAGCAGUUAGAUAGAUUAUUUGAUAUAACUAACGGUCCAGCAUCAAAAAAAGAUGUGAAGAGAGGUAUACGCGUAAAUGUAUCCAAAAACAGUAUACAUCAUAAGUUAUGGCUAGAGUUGAAAAAGAAAGUCAAAUCCAUGCACUUUUUAAAAUCUGAUAGUCGACUAAGAUUAAGAAACGUCCGAUGUGUAAAUGGGUACUAUACAACUAUAUGUUCUCUUCAAGAUAUUUGGAACUACGUUCAAUCAAUUGGAUUUAAAUUCCUUAAUUUGCGCCAACUCAAUCAAGAUUCUUUGGAGAAUCUUUUCGGUUUAAUUAGGCAACAUUCUCCAACAAACCAAAAUCCGACAUGCCACCAUUUUACCGCUGCACUCAAAACCACUAUAUUAACAAAACUUAGUACUCCUAUAAGGGGAGCUAAUUGUGACCCUGAUGAUAACCAAUCGAUGUUAGAUUUUCAUGAUUUGGUAUUUAGUAAAAAAUAA
This is a messenger RNA of Manduca sexta (tobacco hornworm), 2497 nucleotides long. RefSeq lists its product as uncharacterized. The coding region runs from base 269 to 2497 and encodes 742 amino acids. The transcript is spliced from 5 exons. The record is from RefSeq and is a predicted model, not a curated record. Lineage: Eukaryota; Metazoa; Arthropoda; Insecta; Lepidoptera; Sphingidae.